AUGCUGCUGGAAACAGACCUCAUGGUGGACAACACCACCAGCGAGCCCCGGGACAUCCUCAUGACGGAGCGCACCGCCCUCUCGUGGGUGAAGUUCAGCAUCACGCUGGCGGCGAUCGCCAUCACGAUCGUGACCAACUUCCGUCUCGACACCUCGGGCGACGGCGGCGACGGCGACCGCCGGCCGCCGCCGUGGGUGCCCCGCUUCAGCUACGGCGUGUCCAUCCUCUUCAUUCUGCUCAGCAUGGCGACGCUCUUUGUCGGCUGUCUCUCGUACUUCCAGAGCAUCUACAACUACAAGGCGCACCGCGUGAACACCUACUCGCUCAAGACGACGUUGGGCUUUCUCUUCGUCGUGGGGCUCGUCUUGCUUGCGGUGAACGUCGUGUUCGUCGUCGCCGUCGACGCAUGA
This is a messenger RNA of Pichia membranifaciens NRRL Y-2026, 411 nucleotides long. RefSeq lists its product as hypothetical. Lineage: Eukaryota; Fungi; Ascomycota; Pichiomycetes; Pichiales; Pichiaceae. The record is from RefSeq and is a predicted model, not a curated record. Bases 1 to 411 code for a protein of 136 amino acids. The transcript has a single exon.